Messenger RNA from Fusarium falciforme, 1101 nucleotides. RefSeq lists its product as hypothetical. The transcript has 2 exons. Bases 1 to 1101 code for a protein of 366 amino acids. NCBI's taxonomy places the organism in Eukaryota, Fungi, Ascomycota, Sordariomycetes, Hypocreales, Nectriaceae. Gene Ontology annotation, biological process: mitochondrial proton-transporting ATP synthase complex assembly. Gene Ontology annotation, cellular component: mitochondrion. The record is from RefSeq and is a predicted model, not a curated record.
AUGAAGCCUACGACACGGCUGCCGCUGCGGCUGGUUCCCCGGCUCGUCAAUGCCCCCGUCUUCAUCCGUCCGAUUCACUCGACCGUUGCGAAGCCCGCCAAUGUCGCCUCCAUCGUCGGGACCGGCCCGCCACCGGAGCCACCGCUGCCAGCCGCCGAGAAUGUUCACCAGCGUGUCGCGAGGCGGAGGAAGCAGGCUGAGAUGCUCAAGAAUGCCAAGGAGCUGCGGAGUGCGAGCGGUGGAAAGGGAGGCGGCGCUUUGAGGAAGAGGUUCUGGAAGGAUGUGGGAGUCAAGGAAGUGGAUGGUUCUUUGCAGAUCUUCCUUGAUACUCGACCAUUGAGGCACCCUGUAUCCAAGGAAAUCGUCCGCCUCCCGAUCUCGAAGCCCGAUCUCGCCUCGGCACUGGCUCUUGAAUGGGACCUCUUGACUUCGGCUCAAGAUGCGACACGACAGCAUUUGAUCCCUCUCACAAGUCUUACCUGCCGAGCGCUCGAUAUUGCUGAAGCCGACAAGGCCUCCGGAGCCGAGAUCUCGGAGGUCCGAAAUGCCAUCGCUACUACGCUCCUACGAUACCUGGACACCGACUCGAUUCUGUGCUGGGCGCCCCCGGCUAGAGAGCACGACUUGAAGAACGACGCAGGAGAGUCACUCCGAGAUGUUCAGAAGCGGACAGCCGAGGAGAUUGUGUCGUUCCUUACAACUCACGUCUGGCCAGGCAUCACCAUCACGCCUGUUCUUGACGGUCACUCAAUUCUGCCCCAGGCGCAGAGCCCCGGUGUCCGAGAGGUUGUGCAGGGAUGGAUCACAGGCCUCGACGCCUUUGAGAUUGCGGGACUAGAGCGAGCUACCCUUGCUGGCAAGAGUCUAAUUGCUGCUGCACGGUUCAUCGUUGAGUGGAGUGAGGGAUCGGUUGGCAAGGGCGAGCUCAACCAAGGCAACAAGUUUGGCGUCGAGGAGGCGUCUGUUGCUACCAGUCUGGAGGUUGACUGGCAGACGGGACAAUGGGGAGAGGUUGAGGAUACUCAUGAUGUUAACAAGGAGGAUGUGAGGAGGCAGAUGGGCAGCGUUGCCCUGUUGGUGUCGGGUGUCCGCAAGGCCUAA